UUUAAGGGUUAAAGUUAAGUGACACUUUAGUUAAAGUUGAAAUAUGACUACGAGUGGAACAGGACCGGUUUUUUUCUUAGGCUCUCGGGCACAUUAUCAAGCUCUAGAACAACCGAACAACUUCGACCUAGAGAACGGCAACACGUCAACCGAGACGAUAUACAACACGUCGGUCGAGGAGCUGUGGCCGACCAGUCGCGCGGACAAACACGCGGACUUGGACCCCAACUGCAACGACGAACUUGCGUGGAAUUUCAACGACCAAAAUGAUACUGUGAUAUACGAGAGAACCAUGCCGGUUGGGUGCGUGAAGCGCCGCGGAAAGCGGAGGUCUUCCGAGGUGCUUCUCUGCGAUGGCGAGAAGCCUUCAGUGUUGAACCAGGAGUUUGAUAAGAGUGAAGAAAAAUCGAAACCGUCCCAGCGUCCGUCCAUCUUAUCUUUUCUGACGUCUCUCGCCCGCCGCAAGCGACGUUUGGAGACAACGCAGGUGUAUCUGCAGCACCUGGACUCCGUACUCAACACCUGCACCUACAGGGAAUCCUGCAGAUGCCUAGACUGUCAGGGUCGUUACUUUGAAUGUGCAGAGGAAAGUGACGAGUUCAGCUCUGAUGAAGACUUCACUCCUUACAGCCAAGAAGUUGACAGCUACGGCCUCCCACAGCUGGUUGAUGAUGAUGAUGAGGUGUUCAUAGACCCGAAAGCUGACAACGACAAUGCAUCCACCGAUUUACUUCUGGAAGAUUCAUCAUCGCGUGAAGAAGAACGCACCGUUUCCGAGGUGCUGGACGAUAUUGAGACAGACAAGCAGCUACAGAUGGAAGUUGCUGCUAGUACUUCAGCAAUGUUUAAUUUACUGUUGUACCAUCCCUUCUCUUGUUCUAUUCAGUAAAUGAAAACUAUAAUGUACAUCGAUAUCCAUCGUAGAUAUGACCGGACACCGUAAAACAAUGUCCCAUUUUUUUCGGACUAAGUGUACGUAACUUGAACGAACGAAUGAAUGAAUAAAUGAAUAUACUUUUAUUGCACACCACAAAAAGUACAUAAAAAAAUUGGUUGUCUGUAAAGUCGGCUUACUGACGAUAGUUGAACGUGACAACGUCGUAAGAAAAUACUGAUGGAAUGGUUGCAUUUUUCAUUUUGCAUGGGACGCCUCAGAGCGAAGUAACACCGUAUACGUCAUGUUUUUUCGUGCGUGCAGCCGGCUCUAUCGAAUCAUAAGACGUUGUCACGUCAAAAAAGAAAAGUAUAACCAAACAACGUAUACAAU
Pararge aegeria (speckled wood butterfly) is the source of this 1267-nucleotide messenger RNA. RefSeq lists its product as uncharacterized. The record is from RefSeq and is a predicted model, not a curated record. The coding region runs from base 44 to 889 and encodes 281 amino acids. Lineage: Eukaryota; Metazoa; Arthropoda; Insecta; Lepidoptera; Nymphalidae. The transcript has 7 exons.